ACCUAAAGAAACCAUUCACUUGACAUCUCAUCGCAUGCCCUUGGGCCGCACUUUCAUCCGCUCAUCAUCAUCCUUUGCUUCCCGUUUACUCCAACUCAAAAACACCAACAACAUCCACUUCAAAAUGUCCAAAACCGAGGGCGCCACUUACACCCACGGCCACCACGCCUCCGUCCUGCGCUCCCACACCUGGCGCACCGCCGCAAACUCCGCCGCCUAUCUUCUCCCCCAUCUCAAGCCAUCCUUCAAAGUCCUCGACGUCGGCUGCGGCCCCGGCACAAUCACCGUCGACCUGGCCGCAAACUACUUGUCCCAGGGCCACAUCACGGGCCUGGAAAACGCCGCCGCCGUCCUCGUCCAGGCCCGCGAGCUCGCCAAGGAAAAGGGCGUCGCCAACGCCGACUUUGUCGAGGGCGAUGCCAACGCUCUCCAGUUCCCGGAUGAAACCUUUGACGUCGUCGUCUGCCACCAGGUCCUCCAGCACGUCAAGGACCCCGUCAACAUCCUGCGGGAAAUGCGCCGCGUGGCCAAGACGGGCGGCAUCGUCGCCGCGCGCGAGUCCGACUUUGGCGGCUUCAUCUGGCACCCCGCCGUCGACGGAAUGGACGACUGGCUGGCCUUUUACUCGGCCAACGCGCGGUCCAACGGCGGCGAGCCCAACGCCGGCCGCAUGAUCCACGCCUGGGCCAGGGAGGCGGGCUUUGCGCCGAGCGCCGUGACGAGCGGCUCCAGCACGUGGUGCUACAGCACAAAGGACGAGGUUGCGUGGUGGAGCGGCCUCUGGGCCGAGAGGACCGUGGCGUCGUCGUUUGCCAAGACGGCGAUUGAGAACGGCACGGGCACGCAGGAGAGGCUGGACAAGGCGGCGGCGGCGUGGAGGAGCUGGGGCCGUGAGGAGGAGGCGUGGUUUUCAGUGCCUCAUGGCGAGAUUAUCUGCCGCAAGUAGGCAUAAUGGGUAACGGGUUUGAAGCGGUGUAAUACUAUAAAACAUAUAAGCAGUAAUGAGACGUGAUAUGCCGAUAUCAAGGCACAGCUAUC
This is a messenger RNA of Trichoderma atroviride IMI 206040, 1038 nucleotides long. RefSeq lists its product as uncharacterized. Lineage: Eukaryota; Fungi; Ascomycota; Sordariomycetes; Hypocreales; Hypocreaceae. The record is from RefSeq and is a predicted model, not a curated record.